CCGCGGCGCGUACUCGCAGACGUCAGGCCAGCCAGCGUCCGUCCAGUCUUACAUUUCUGGCUGCUGUGGUCCCUCACUGAUUCAAUGAACGGUACAAUGGCUGCAUCGUCGAACAGGAUCACGCUGGGCCCCCUCGUAGCCGCUAUCGACCAAGGCACGAGUUCCACGCGCUUUCUGGUUUUCAAUGCAAAAACAGCAGAGCUUCUCAGUCACCAUCAGGUUGAGAUUAAACAGAGCUUUCCUAAAGAGGGCUGGGUGGAGGAGGAUCCAAAAGAGAUUCUUCAGUCUGUGUAUGAGUGCAUGGACAGAACCUGUGAGAAACUGACCCAGCUCAACAUUGACAUCUCGAACAUUAAAGCUAUUGGUGUGACCAAUCAGAGGGAAACCACCCUUGUUUGGGACAAGGAAACAGGAGAACCACUUUAUAAUGCUAUAGUUUGGCUUGAUCUGCGGACCCAGUCAACAGUAGAAAGGCUCAUCAACAAAACUCCAGGCAAAAACAAAAACCAUCUCAAGCACAAGACUGGCCUACCCAUCAGCACAUACUUCAGCGCAGUGAAGUUACGCUGGCUGAUGGAUAAUGUUGAAAAGGUCCAUGAAGCUGUGCUCUCUCACAGGGCCAUGUUUGGAACAGUGGACUCCUGGCUUAUCUGGUGCCUGACGGGGGGGAAGAAGGGAGGUGUUCAUUGCACAGAUGUAACCAAUGCCAGCCGGACAAUGCUCUUCAAUAUUCACACAAUGGACUGGGAUCCAGAGCUCUGCAAAUAUUUUGAUAUACCAAUGGAAAUCCUGCCAAAAGUGAGAAGUUCUUCAGAGAUUUAUGGUUUAAUGAAAAUCAGCUCUAAUCUGAAAUCUGGCCCUUUAACUGGUGUCCCCAUAUCAGGGUGUCUUGGUGACCAGUCUGCUGCGCUGGUGGGACAGAUGUGUUUCAAGGACGGACAAGCCAAAAAUACUUAUGGGACUGGUUGUUUCCUGCUUAAAAACGUAGGAACAAAGCCUGUAAUGUCGGACCAUGGACUCCUGACAACGGUCGCAUAUAAACUUGGGCGUGACAAGCCAGCCUGCUAUGCACUAGAGGGUUCAGUUGCCAUUGCAGGAGCAGUUGUGCGUUGGCUAAAGGAUAAUCUCGGAAUUAUCCAAACCUCUACAGAACUAGAGAAACUAGCUGCUGACGUUGGCACAUCGUAUGGCUGUUAUUUCGUCCCUGCAUUCUCUGGAUUAUAUGCGCCAUACUGGGAACCAAGCGCUAGAGGAAUCAUCUGUGGUCUAACACAGUUCACCAAUAGGAGUCAUUUGGCUUUCGCAGCACUUGAAGCUGUCUGCUUCCAGACACGAGAGAUUCUGGAUGCAAUGAACCAGGACAGUUGUAUUCAUCUGUCCCAGCUCCAGGUUGAUGGAGGCAUGACGUCCAACCGGUUACUGAUGCAGCUGCAGGCCGACAUACUGUGUAUCCCAGUCGUAAAGCCAUCCAUGCCUGAGACCACAGCUCUGGGUGCUGCCAUGGCAGCAGGAGCAGCUGAGGGGGUCAGUGUGUGGAGCCUAAACCCAGAAGAUCUCACUGAGGUCACUUCAGAAAAAUUUGAACCUCAGAUCAACCCAGAGGAGAGUGAACUGCGAUAUGCUCGCUGGAAGAAAGCUGUUCAGAGGGCUAUGAACUGGGAAACCACAGAACCAGUCAACAAUGGAGAUGAGGAGACUAGUAUCUUCAGUAGUGUUCCCUUGGGCUUUUACAUUCUGGGUAGCAUGUUUAUGUUAAUUGGAGCAAAGUACAUUGCAGCAGGGCAGAAGUAGACUUGAACCUUAUUGCAUUUCAGAAGAUGGAAAAUGAAGUCAUUGGGUCCAUGGCUUACCCCUUCAAAAUCAAGAUGUGCUGUAGUGGCCUUGGCAAAA
Sinocyclocheilus rhinocerous is the source of this 1890-nucleotide messenger RNA. RefSeq names its product glycerol kinase-like. Lineage: Eukaryota; Metazoa; Chordata; Actinopteri; Cypriniformes; Cyprinidae. The transcript is spliced from 21 exons. Gene Ontology annotation, cellular component: mitochondrion. Bases 85 to 1791 code for a protein of 568 amino acids. The record is from RefSeq and is a predicted model, not a curated record. Gene Ontology annotation, molecular function: glycerol kinase activity. Gene Ontology annotation, biological process: glycerol-3-phosphate biosynthetic process; triglyceride metabolic process; phosphorylation.